AUCACUGGACUAGACUGUCUUUUUAGUGCGGGAGGAAAAACCGGAGAGGAAGCUUAUAUUACAUGGCCGUCCCACGGCGGCGCUCGGGAAUUAGAUGACCCAAGUGUGGUGGUGCCUGCAACAAUUCCGCCACAUUCUGAAAACAUGCAUAGCCCAGAGGGACCUUUUGAUCGGCAAGUCCCUCCACGCAGUAUAUCUCAAAUCCCACCUUAUCCCGCCCUCUACCUACAUCUCCAACCACUUCAUCCUCCUCUACUUCAAAUGCGGCCGCCUCUCCUCCGCCCGCAGGGCAUUCGACUCUACCCCUUCGCCCAAUGUCUUCUCCUACAACGCCAUCAUCGCUGCCUACGCCAAAGAAGCCCUGCCACACGUCGCCCACCAACUGUUUGAUCAAAUUCCCCAGCCGGACCUUGUCUCGUACAACACCCUGAUUUCUGCCUAUGCAGACCGUGGAGACACCGUGCCUGCUCUUGAACUGUUUCUUGGUAUGAGGAGGAGGGGGCUGGAUAUUGACUCAUUUACGUUGUCAGGGGUGAUCACGGCUUCUUGUGAUGAUAAAAAAUUGAUUGUCCAGUUUCAUACUCUGGCUGUUUCCGGCGGGUUUGAUGCGUUUGUUUCUGUGAAUAACACGCUUCUUACUUGUUAUAGUAAAAACGGGAAUUUGGAUGAGGCCGAGAGAGUUUUUGAAGCAAUGGGUGAGAUCAAAGAUGAGGUGUCCUGGAACUCCAUGAUCGUUGCUUAUGGACAACACAGGGUGGGAUCAAAAGCGCUGUCUUUGUAUCAAGAAAUGGUGCGGUUGGAGUUAAAGGAAGACAUGUUUACAUUAGCCAGUGUCUUAACUGCGUUUACUAACAUGGAGGACUUUCAUGGUGGCCUUCAGUUUCAUGCUCGCCUGAUCAAGGUUGGUUUUCACCUGAAUCCCCACGUUGGUAGUAGCUUGGUUGAUCUGUACUCGAAAUGCAGCAGUUGUGGCAUGCCGGAUUGCAAGAAAGUGUUUCAAGAAAUUCCAAAUCCUGACUUAGUCCUCUGGAACACCAUGAUAUCUGGUUGUUCCUUGUUUGACGACUUCUCUGAAGAGGCCAUUGCUUACUUUAGGCAAAUGCAGAGGGUGGGUCAUCGACCCGAUGAUUGCAGUUUUGUUUGUGUGAUCAGUGCAUGUUGUAAUCUUUCUCUGCAAGGGAAACAGAUUCACUCUCUGGCCAUCAAAUCAUACAUCCCAGCAAACGGAAGAAUCAUGGUCAGCAAUGCUCUUAUCACUAUGUAUUCUAAGUGUGGAAAUCUACCAGAUGCCGUGAAAGUAUUUGAUAGGAUGCCAGAGCACAACAGCGUGACCCUUAAUUCCAUGAUUGCAGGCUAUGCUCAACACGGGCGUGCCAUGGAAUCCCUUAUGCUCUUCCAAACGAUGCUUGAGGAGAACAGUAACGCGGGCCCCACAAGCAUAACGUUUGUCUCGGUCCUGUCUGCGUGUGCACACACUGGUAAAGUAGAGGAAGGCAAGAAGUAUUUCAGUAUGAUGACCAAGGAAUUCGGGAUCAAACCAGAGGCAGCACACUACUCAUGCAUGAUUGACCUCUUAGGAAGAACCGGAAAACUAGAAGAGGCCGAGAGGCUUAUUGAGAGCAUGCCAUACAGCCCAGGCACAAUCGGCUGGGGAACACUGCUUAGAGCUUGUAGAACCCAUGGUAACACUGAGCUAGCACUAAAAGCAGCCAAAGAGUGCCUUGAGUUGGACCCCACAAACUCAGCUCCGUACGUCAUGCUUGCAAACACACUCGGCCAUUCUGGAAGAUGGGAGGAAGUAGCAGCUAUUAGGAAAGAAAUGCGCGACAAGGGGGUUAAGAAGAAACCGGGUUGUAGUUGGAUAGAGGUGGACAAGAGGAUACAUGUAUUCGUAGCAGAAGAUCAUUCGCAUCCAAUGAUAAAGGAGAUAUAUCUGUUCUGGGAAGAAAUGUCAGAGAAGAUGAAGAAAGCAGGGUACGUGGUGGACGUGAGGUGGGCCCUGCUUAAGGAUGACGGGAUUCGUGACGAAGUGAAGGAGAGACACCUGAGGCAUCACAGUGAGAAGUUGGCGGUCGCUUUUGGGCUAUUAUCAACCAAAGAAGGGAUGCCUAUACUUGUCCUUAAGAACUUGAGGAUAUGCGGCGACUGCCACAAUGCAAUCAAAUUCAUUUCUGUCAUAGCGGAUCGAGAGAUCACUGUGAGAGACUGCCACAGGUUUCACUGUUUUAAGGAUGGCCUUUGUUCUUGUGGGGAUUUUUGGUGAUACAUUUUACUAUUGACUUUUAUCAGUACUGUCAAGUCUACCAACAUGUUUUAGCAUAGGACAUCAUGUAAUGCUAUCUAGAAAAGGAUAUU
This is a messenger RNA of Cuscuta campestris, 2355 nucleotides long. NCBI's taxonomy places the organism in Eukaryota, Viridiplantae, Streptophyta, Magnoliopsida, Solanales, Convolvulaceae. The record is from the annotation of a GenBank genome assembly.